CAGUUGCCAUUUGGCCGCGUUCAAGUCAACAAGUGUCUUCGGCUCUUCGAAUAUCAAAACGGGCUCUCGGUCCUUUGAUUCAAAAUCCAACCGAAGCUGCUUUUGCGAAUAUCUUUAUUGAAUUUUAACAAGCUUACAAAAUGUGCCUCCUGCCCGGUCGCUUCUUCUGGUCAGCUUUCAUUGUGACGAUGGUGGGUCUAUCCGCAACGAUCGAAGCUAGACCCCAGAGGAAUCUGCAGCACAUCGCCGUGGUGGAGAAUGCCGCCUGGGAAAAGACCCUUCCGCAGCAGUUCCAGAACCCCUUCUACAAUACCCCAAGGGUGAGAGAUGCCCUGGCCAGAUCCAGUUGGUUUGGACCCGGCGAGGAGGUGGUUUAUGACCGCCAGGCUGAAAAAAUUCCUCGCAUGGAAAUCUACAAUGUGUUGUCUCAUGCUGGUUUGAUACCACGCCGGCGUUUUCUUUAAAUUAUGAAUAUUUCAAUACCGCAUAUCUGUUGUAAAAUUAUAAAAAUAAAAGUCAGUCAUUAGUGUAGG
Messenger RNA from Drosophila melanogaster (fruit fly), 533 nucleotides. RefSeq lists its product as uncharacterized. NCBI's taxonomy places the organism in Eukaryota, Metazoa, Arthropoda, Insecta, Diptera, Drosophilidae. Bases 141 to 464 code for a protein of 107 amino acids. The record is from RefSeq and is marked reviewed. The transcript has 3 exons.